AUGGCUUGGCCGACCAAAAUUUCUGGGGCCGAUGGAUCAGUAAUCACGGGACAUCACGGCCGUGGUCGAGCAAGACCGAGUAGUGCAUCUUCCUAUGCUUCGGCUACACAGAUAAGAGGCCGAGGAGGACGCGGUGGAGACUCCAUUAGGGGACGUGGCACUCAGUGGAACCGCGGUCGUGGACGUGGUGCAACUAAAGCAUCACGUACUGAAGAGAGUGAUACCAACAAAGAGAGACUUUGUUUUGUUUGCGGAGAUCCUAACCACCUUGCUAAAGACUGUACCAGGCGGUUCCAGUCAACGCAUGGACGAAUAGCAGAUAAAGCUGCAAAAUAUGGCGAAGGUUGUCCGUCGGGGCCACCGUCGAGAUAA
This is a messenger RNA of Penaeus vannamei (Pacific white shrimp), 372 nucleotides long. Lineage: Eukaryota; Metazoa; Arthropoda; Malacostraca; Decapoda; Penaeidae. The record is from RefSeq and is a predicted model, not a curated record.